AUGCUGGAUGGCCAUCUGUUCUCCGAGGGGCCCGACAGCCCCCGGGAGCUCCGGGAUGAGGAGUCUGGAAGCUGCCUCUGGGUGCAGAAAUCCAAGCUGCUGGUGAUCCAAGUGAAGACUAUUUCCUGUCAUUAUAGUCGCGGCGCCCCUCCUCGACAGCCCAUGGACUUCCAGGCCAGCCACUGGGUCCGCGGGCCGCAGAGUCGCACGUGUGGGCCGCGCCCGGGAUCCCCUGAGCCACCUCCCCGCCGUCCCUGGGCCUCCAGGGUGCUGCAGGAGGCGACUAACUGGCGGGCGGGGCCCCCAGCCGAGGCCCGAGCCCGGGAGCAAGAGAAAAGGAAAGCGGCAUCGCAGGAGCGGGAGGCCAAGGAGACCGAGAGAAAAAGGCGCAAGGCUGGUGGGGCCCGAAGGAGCCCCCCGGGUCGGCCCCGCCCGGAGCCCCGGAAUGCCCCCAGAGUGGCACAGCUUGCAGGGCUCGCAGCUCCGUCGAGGCCUGAGCACCUGGGGCCGUUGGGGCGACCGCCCCGUCUGUCCGCGCAGCCGCAGAGCGACCCCAGGGUGGCGUGGGCGGGGCCCUGGGGAGGCCGCAGGCCCGGGCCCCCCAGCUACGAGGCUCACCUGCUGCUGAGAGGCGCUGCCGGGGCCGCCCCUCGGCGCCGCUGGGACCGGCCGCCCCCCUAUGUGGCCCCGCCGUCUUAUGAAGGCCCCCACAGGACUUUGGGGACUAAGAGAGGCCCCGAGCCCGUGCAGGCGCCGGUCUCGUCGGUCCCUGCUCCGACGCCGGCCAGGACAGAGGGAGGGUGCGCAAAGAAGAGGCUGGAUCCUCGGAUCUACCGGGACGUCCUCGGGGCUUGGGGUCUCCGGCAGGGGCGGGGUCUCUUGGGGGGAUCCCCAGGCUGUGGAAUAGCCAGGUCAAGGCUGGAGCCCUGCAACGCCGCCGCAGCGAAGAGCCCGGGGUGGGCUGCUUCUGGCCCGAACAGUGGGAGCGACGGCCACCCCCAAGCCGGCGCUGCUGGGAGCCCAGGCCAGGCUCCCACGGCCCCCACGGGGUCUGCAAAUGCGACUCCGAGUCCCCCGCGUCCCGCUCCCAGGUCCAGGCCCCAUCGCAAGGGCUCCGGGCAAGGAAAAGAAGGUAGAGAGCAGAGCUGGCUCCCCAGAUGCUGGAUUCCCUCCCCUAAAAAGCAGCCGCUCCGACAUAGCCAGACCCUCCCCAGACCCUGGGCUCCAGGAGGCACGGGAUGGAGAAAUUCCCUGGGUCUUACAGAGGAGGCCGGACACGAAACCUCGGAGGGAUGGAAGGCGACCCGCCGCGCCCACACCCUGCCGCGGAGCUCCCGCGGCCCGGCUGCUGGAGAAGGCGUCUUUGUCAUUGACGCCACGUGCGUGGUAAUACGGUCUCAGUACGUUCCGACCCCUCGAACCCAGCGUGUGCAGCUUCUGCCCGCCGGGGUGCCGCGCCUUGGGGGGCCCGCCUCCAGCCAGCCGAAGUCCAACAGGAAGGAGGGAGAGGGCGCCGCGGCCUCUCCUUCCCCUUGCCAAAAGCUGCUGUUGAGCAGUCGCCUUUCACACCAGCCAUACGGGGGGCUCGGGUUUGAAGCUGAGGGCGGGAAGCCUGUGGACUCCUCGUUGGAGGAGCGCGCCUCCCGCAUCUUGGGGCUCCCGGUGGGCGAAGUAAACCUUCAGGACGCCCCCACGCAGCCAGGCAGCCCACGGCACUCAGCCUCAGGCCCAGCGACUUCGGGAGGCGCCACCAGUGCCGAGGGCUCGGGGGAAGUGGCGGCGGUCCUGCGGCCUGCGGGCCGGGGCUGGGCGCGGACCCCGGGGCCCUACGCCGGGGCCCUGCGGGAGGCCGUGUCCCGCAUCCGCCGCCACACCGCCCCAGACUCAGACUCAGACGAAGCUGCGGAGCUCAGCGUUCACAGCAGCUCUUCCGAUGGAAGCGACGCAGAAGCCUCCGGCGCCUCCUGGCGGAAUGAGCGAGCGGGGCCCCGGGAAGGCAGGAAGACAGCACAGCUGAGCGACGGUAUCCGAGAGAUUCUAGGUGUCAUCAACCGGACCGAGGAGGUCCUCUUUGGGGAGAGGGACACUAAGAGGACCCCACAGGGAAAUAGGGAGCGGCAGUGAGAGGCCCUCUGCUGUAUUUGUGUUCCCCAACCCGUACAUCCCCGGGGCCCAAUGGUCCCCUUUCUUCCUCACAGACUUCCUUGUACUCCUUUCCUAUUCAGGUUCCCAACCCCAAAUAGAAAUCUCCCAAAUGAAAGGAAAGGGAGCAUAUGCUGAUUCAUGAUUUUCUUUUUUUAAUUAGGAAAGGUGAGGGUGCACAGCAGACUUUAAUGCCUGCUCCUUUCAGGUCACUCCAGUAAGGGCUUCAGCCGGCCUGGCUGCACGGAGCAUAGAGUUAGGAAGAGACGCCUGGCCAAGAGCAGGCAGGAGGGCAGGGGGGGUACAGCCACGGGAGGGCAACUUCAGGUAGGGCCUCUGGGCAGGAGGGAGAAAGCGUCGGAGAGGCUUUGGGCUGAGGUGAACAGGUGACAGAGAAGCCCUUGGCAGAAGAGGAAGGGGCCCAGAAGCAGCCAGCAAAGCAGAGAGAGGGCUCACUUUGAUGUCACGAGUCUUGGGGUCCAAUCCCAACUCUGCCAUGCUCACUGGGGCACCUUAGGCAAGUCACUUCCCCUCUGCAAUCCUCCUAAUAUGUAAAAGGAGGGAAUUCUAAGGUCCAUCCCUGACGUUUUAAAACCUUUGCGGAAGCUUUUUUCUCAUCCCCUCCUUCACAAGCCAAGAAAGAGUCAGGGGCAGGUGAACAGAGUGGGAGGGCCCCUGGGUGGCUUUGUUGUCACCUACACUCAUUCUCAAUUCAAGAGACGAGAGACUGUCCAGGGUUCACAGAAGAGCUGAGUAAACGGACAAGGGCUCCUAUCUCAGUCUCUCAGGUUUAGGUGAGGGCUCCCCAAGGCAGGGCAGGAUGGCGGCCUGGUCACUGUCCCUGGUCCUUGGUGGUCCAAGCAGGAGAGGGAAGGCUGACAAUAAGUCAGCUUGAGGCCUCUUCAGACCUUCCCCUUUGCUCCUCCCCAAUGUUUCUUAGCGAUGAUUUGAAUCAUUGCCAUGAGGUGCCACUCAGGUGGUAUCAUCCAUCUGAAAGAACUCGGAGAAUUUCUUGCAUCUCUGCCUCUUCCAGGAACCGGCCAGGGAAGAAAGAGGGAGGCUGGUCCCAAAAAGCCUGUAGGUGUGGGGUGUGAUACUCGCUGUAGCCACUAUGGGGCGCGCGCAGGUCGCGGAUUUCCCCAGUAGCUAGUCCGCGAGUCGCUCCUACCCGGGUACUGCCAGUUAAUCGAUUAAGCUCUGGUUACCGCGCGGGAGGCCCCCGCCUUGCCACCUCCAGGCGUGCGAGGUCAGGAGCAGGCUUCUGGCCAUCUAGACCUGGAGCGCGCCGAGCCCCUCUUCGUACUUAUCCCCGCCAAACAGCGUGGGACGCGGACACUGACGUCCUUUUUUUCUCUCUGAUCUCGGACACCUCCUCUCUAUUUACUAGCCAUGUGAACUUGGCCAAAUCACUUCACUUCCCUGAGCCUCAGUUUCCUCAUCUGUCAAAUGGGGGUAUAUAAACACCUACCUCGCAGGGUUGUUGUGAGGAUUUAAUGUGAUGAUGUAUGUAAAGCGCCUUGCACAGUGCCUGGCACACAGUAGGCUCUCAAUAAAUCUAAGCUUCC
Messenger RNA from Phyllostomus hastatus (greater spear-nosed bat), 3707 nucleotides. It is a transcript of the gene DDN, whose product is annotated as dendrin. The record is from RefSeq and is a predicted model, not a curated record. Bases 1 to 2124 code for a protein of 707 amino acids. NCBI's taxonomy places the organism in Eukaryota, Metazoa, Chordata, Mammalia, Chiroptera, Phyllostomidae. The transcript has 2 exons.